AUGGGCACGCCUCAACCAACCCAGCGCCGGCGCGCGGCCGGAACCGCCGGGUUACGGCUACCCAACCUCGUCCUCAUCGCCAGUCUCUUUCUGAACCCCUCUUAUAUCUCACCAGCCGGCGCCGCUGCAGUUGGCUACCCCUCGUCUUCGCUGCACACGCGCGAUGAGGGCGAGCAUGUCGUCCUCGCCGACUGCCGCGACCGGAGUGGCGUGGUGUCGUCGCAGAUCGCCUACUUUCCCAAGGACCCCGGCCCGACGCCGCAGGAUGUAGCCGUGGUGGUGACUACGCCGGGACAGGCCGCGCUGUGGGUCAACACCAACACGUCCGGCCUCUUCACCGACACGGGCGUGGUCUUCCGGGCGACGCUCGGCCCGCGCGUUGAGGAGGGCCAGUUCGCCGGCACGGGCGAGAACGGCUACGGCAACUUCAGCUGCUACCAGAAAUACGUCAAGGACCUGUACACGUAUGAGACGACCACGUGCUCGCAGGUCUACCUGUGCGACCACAGCGAUCCGCCUCGUGAGUUUGCCUUCUAUUUUCUUCUCGACGGGGGUGGUAUGUCCCAGGGCACCAUCAUCGGCAUCGCCGUCGGCGUCGUCGGCGGGCUGCUCUUCUUGAUCGCCGCCGGCCUGGUGUUUUGGUAUUUCCGGCGAUCACGCAGAACCACCCAGGGCACGCACACCCGGGUUUCCAGCGACAGAUCGGGCACGUUAUCGGCCGGACCGGUGUCGGAACUCGGCGAGCCCAAGCCCCUGGACCAACCGCAAUACUAUCCGCAACUUCAGCUGCAGGACCCGGCACCCAUGCAACAGAUGGGCGCGGUCUACGAGGUCGAUGGCCGCCUGUUCCGCGUCGAGAUGGGCAACGACAAUGGCAAGUUCGAGUUGGAUGGGCAUGGUCACGACAGCGCCGAGCUCGACACGGCCAAGGGAGAGGCCGCUACUACUACUACUACUACUACUACCCAGACGAAGAGCGUGUCGCCCCUGAGCCCAGGCCAGCCGGACUCGCCGCUGGAACACGGCCAACAACCCAACACAGCUCCUCGCACCCAGCAACCGGCAAUUGGAAAUUGGAUCCUUCCGUUCAUGGCAAACACCAUCGCUGCCACCACACCACACGCUGUUGCUGCUGCUGCUGCUGCUGCUGGAAAUGCCGAUCGCAUGCUGCGUCCAAGGCGUCGCUCUCCGGGUGCGCGGCCCAAGCCAAUCCCGCCAUCAGCGCCGCGCCGUGCCAUUCGGCCGCUGCUGCUGCUCGUCGCCCUCGUCAAUCUCGCCUGGAGCCUGUAUCAGCUCCCCGUGAGUCGCGUUAUUGAGAGCCGCCUGUGCCGCCAACAUUAUGCUUUCCACACGCCCUCGGUCCUGCGUCCGGACGGGUCGGUGCCGGAAGAGCUGUGCAAGAUCGACGAGGUGCAGCAGCAGCUGGGCUGGCUCCAGGGUAUCACGGAGGCGUCGUGGGUUGCUGGCGAUUUUGUCAUGACCAUCCCGCUUGUGUGCCUCGCAGACCACUAUGGCCACCGCUUCGUGCUGUAUCUCAACCUCGUCCCGCGCGUCUUUUUACUCGUCUGGACCUUUGCCGUCGGCUACUUUGACAGUGUCCUCCCGGUCCAGGCUAUCGUAGCCGCGCCGGUGUUCUCGUUUCUCGGCGGCGACUGCGUGUUCAACUCCAUCGUUUACGCCUUGGUCUCGGAACUCACCGACGACCAUGUGCUCCGCGCAACCUUCUUCGGCUACGUCAACGCCGUGUCCUCCAUAUUCUCCCUCCAGCUCGGCCCCGCCCUCGCCUCCGCCACCAUGACCGCCCUCCUGUGGCUGCCCUUCUGGCUCGGCAUCGGCAUCCUCCUGCUCGCCAUCCCUGUCAUUUCCGCCCUACCUCUCCCCCCCGCCCCGUACAGCAGCAGCAGCACCAUCUUCACACCCCCCGACGAGGAAGCCCAUCCCACAGCAGCAUCAACAGCACCAGAAUCAUCAAACGCAGACCUACCCCCAACCGCCUCAAACUCAAACUCAAACUCAGACCCAACCGAAACCGAAGACGCCCCCCUUAUCACCCCCUCCCCCCAAGCAACUCCCACCACCACAACCCCAACCUGGCAAACCCUUACCACCACCCGCCUCACAACAAUCCGCACCCUCCUCACAAACCCCACCCGCAACCUAGUCCUACUCUUCACCGUCUUCUUCCUCGCCUCCCUCGCCUCCUCCGACACCAAGCUCCUCCCGCUCUACCAUGCGUAUGCGUGUUUGGUGUUUUCGGUGCUCGGGGCGCUGGCGAUUGCCGUGUCGCCGACCGUGUGGGUGCUCGUGCCGGCGUUGCUGGUCUAUGCGUUGGGGAUUGCGCUGCCCAUGUUUACGUAUUCGCUGUUGAGGGCGCCGGGGAUGGUGGCGGCGGAUGCGGGUGGGUCGUCGGGGGAUGGGGAGGGAGAUGGCGAGGGCCCUGCCGCGCAGCUGUUCUCGGUCGUCAUGCUGGUGCGCACGGUCGGCACGCUGGUGGGGGCCGUCGUGAUGCCGGGCUUGUGGGUGACGGGGAUGCGGAUUGGCGGCUGGGCUUUGGGCUUGCCGUAUGUGCGCACGGGCUACGAUGUCUGCGAGAACGACUGCAAGCUCCGCGGUGCCGCAUACCCGGACAAGCACACGCUCCAGCUCUCGCUCGAGAACAACUUGUCGGAGCAGUGCCCGCCCAUCUACAUCGGCAAUGCCAACGCACCCACCGCCUCGUCGAGGGUCUGCCUCGACUUUGUCGGGCCUAACAUCCACUUCAACUUUGAGUCUUUCCCCGGGUAUACCUACAAGAGCGGCGCUGUCGCCUGGCAGGUGAUGGGCAGCUCGCCAUCUGCUCCCACAAACAACCUCGCCUGCACGCCCGAGGAGCCCGAGGAGCCAGAGGAGCCGCCCGUCACCACCCCCUGUGGCCUCGGCACGGCGUUCGGCUACCAGUCCGCGGAGAAAUCCACCCCGCUCAACACGCAAUCCGGCCAGGGCUGCAAGCGGUGGGGGUGGUAUGCGACGCCGACGCUGGCGGAGCUGCAGGGCCGCAUCAGCGGCCCGCUGUACGUGGGCGCGGGCAACAACGACAUCUCCAAGGCGACCGACGUCGGCGACUGGGUGGCCACCGCCGAUGUCGCCGGCCGCGUCACCGUCACCUACCGGCUGGACACGCCCUACGCCCUCGCCGAGGUCCAUGUCGACCUCGACUGCCUGCCCGUCGACAAGUGCGCGCCGGGCCAGUUCACUUUUGGCGAGGCGGGCCUGGCCGACGUGUCGACCUAUUCGACUACUCCCCUCAGCUAUCCGAGCUGCUCCGGCGGUAGCAAGGCUGCGCUCAUCGUGCAUGCGGCGGUGGAUGUGCUGGUAGAGGGUGCCGUUUGCCCUCCGGAGACGGAUUAGGGGUCUUUUUGAGUGCUUACAUGGAAGAUAGAGGGGAGUAAUGAAAUGGGUGUUGAUUGUGACUACUCUCCGAUUGUGAGCAUUGUGGCUGUCCUCCGUUUGUGAGCCGCUUGCAGUACGUAGUAUGUCCUACGCGUGAAACUCGAGAACUCAGGGGCAUCACUGCAUCAAUCCAAGAGUUUCCACACCGAAAUCCAAAGCGGCACAGCAGCUGAGAUCGCCAGCCAGCCACGCAGUCGAUUGGAUGCAAAUGAUUGGCGUGCAGCUGAACCCCUGUCUCGUGUUGGUGACUGAAUUAAGAAUUUAACUUCACUUGA
This is a messenger RNA of Chaetomium fimeti, 3704 nucleotides long. RefSeq lists its product as uncharacterized. Gene Ontology annotation, cellular component: membrane. The coding region runs from base 1 to 3387 and encodes 1128 amino acids. The transcript has 8 exons. Gene Ontology annotation, molecular function: transmembrane transporter activity. The record is from RefSeq and is a predicted model, not a curated record. Lineage: Eukaryota; Fungi; Ascomycota; Sordariomycetes; Sordariales; Chaetomiaceae. Gene Ontology annotation, biological process: transmembrane transport.